GGAGGUCAUCUCGGGACGAGGCCAGGGGAUUGGGUGUCGCAGUUUGGGCACCCAGAGCCCAGCCCCUAACCCGCCAGCGCUGGCUAUAAUUAGCCGAUGCCGGCCCUGACGCCCGAUGCGGGGGCGAUUACCUCAGCCACGCUGUCUGAAGUAGAGCAGGCUCAACGAACCUGGGCCAAGAGCUUCUCGGAUUCAACAGAUCGUCGUCGGUCAGACCCAGAGCAAGCCUCUCUUCCGGUCCAGAAGGACAGCCUUGACCUCACUUUGCCAGCCCGGAGAACCCCUUCCUGGCCCCCGUCCCCGGACGAGGAUCCCAAUUUGCCCCUCUUUCCUCUGGAAGAGCCUGGCACCAGGCCAAUGGUCCCAGGGAGCCUUCCCUCUCCAGCUUUGUCCCUAGAGGAAGAAGAGGAGGAGGAAGAGGAUGAGGACGGAGAAGACACAGCAGAGCCCGAGGAACUGCGCAGCGAGGAGCAUCCCAGCCAGUUUUUCGCGGAGGCACAGCGGCUGCGGGAGCAGAGAUUGUUGCUGGAUGAAGAGGUGUCAGUAGGGGGGCGAGUAUACGGGGUGCAUCGGGUUAUCUUGGCCGCAGUCAGUAGCCUCUUCAGAGAUAGGCUGCUGAACGGCAGAGGUCAGCAACCCACCUUCAGCCUGGAAGUAACGCCCGGGGCCUGGGAGGCCGUGCUGACCUUUGCCUAUGAGGGAGUGCUGGGACCCGCCCCGCGGGGGGAUGUGCUGGUCGCGGCUGAAGCCCUGGGAGCGCCCCGGGUAAAGGCCGCAGCCCAGUGGGGACGCGAGGGAGCAGGAAGCGCCCGGGAAGAUGCAAAGCACCCCAGACAGACAGAGGAGCUGAGAGAGAACUUGCGCAGCAUCGAGCUCCUGUACCAAGAAGGCAUCGGAUGUGACCUGGAGCUGGAGGCAGGCGGCUGCCGGCUGCAGGUGCACCGAGCGGCCCUCGCCUGUGGCAGUGAGUUCUUUGGGGCCAUGCUCCUGAGUGGGAUGAGGGAAUCCCAGGGCACAGAGGUGUCUCUGCACACCAUCUCUGCCCAGGACCUGCGACUCCUCGUGUCUUAUGCCUACUCCGGGGUUGUGCGGGCAAGGUGGUCAGGACUGCUGAGAGCCGCCCAGGCUGCUCUGCAGUACCAGAGCUCUUCCUGCCUGGCCCUGUGCCAGAGAGCCUUGGCACGAGGCCUCAGCCCUGCUCGUUGCCUGACCCUGAUCCCCAUGGCUGAAGCCCCUGGGUUUGAGAGGCUCUGGAGCAAAGCGCACCACUACCUCCUCACCCACCUGCCCGCUGUGGCUUCGUGUUCCACUUUCCCUUCUUUACCGGCUGCCUGCCUGGCUGAGCUCCUGGACAGCGAUGAGCUACAUUUGCAGGAGGAGUUCGAGGCCUUUGUGGCUGCACGGUGUUGGCUAGCUGCCAACCCUGAGAUCCAGGAGUCAGAUGCCAAGGCCCUGCUUCGAUGUAUCCGCUUUGGCCGCAUGUCUACCAGGGAGCUACGGAGGGUACGGGCGGCCGGAUUGCCUCCACCCCUGUCCCCGGACUUGCUCUAUCAGCUGAUGGUGGAGGCUGAGGUUCCAGGACAAGAGAGACGGAGGGAACCUGACCAGGCCCUGGUAGUGAUUGGCGGGGAUGGGCUCAGAUCAGACAUGGCCGUGAGACAGCCGUCCCGAGGAGUGUGGUGGGCCCGGGCCUUUCGCUGCGGCACAGGACUGGUUCGCACUGUGGAUUGGGGACGGCUGCCUGCCCUGCCUGCCCCAGGGCGCUUCCGGCAUGGGGCUGUCAGCCUAGCAGGAAGUGAACUCUACGUGUGUGGGGGACAGGAUUUCUACACUAACUCUAACACCCUGGCUUCGACUCUCAGGUGGGACCCCAGUCAAGAGGAUUGGGAGGAGGUGGCACCUUUGUGCCAGGCUCGGAGCCUUUUCCCCUUGGUGGAACUGGAUGGACUGCUUUAUGCCCUGGGCGGACAAGACAAUGGUGUUGCCCUCAACUCUGUGGAGACUUACAACCCCGAGGUCAAUGUCUGGAGGCCAGCACCUGCACUGCCAGCACCACGCUUUGCCCACGCAGCGGCUGUUUUGGAGGGCCGGUUGUACGUGAGCGGUGGCUGCAGCGGGACUGGCCAAUACCUGGCCUCGUUGCUGCACUAUGACCCCAAACUUGAGAAGCCGGGGACAUUUCUGAGCCCUAUGGGGGUACCUCGGGCUGGCCACGUCAUGGCUGCUCUGGGUGAGCGGUUGUAUGUAGCGGGUGGGCUAGGUGAGACUGGGGACCUGCUGAGCGUGGAGGCCUAUGAACCAAGGACUGAUGGCUGGACUCACUUGACGCCCCUGCCUUCCCCCCACGUGGGGGCUGCAGGUGCUGUGGUGCAGGGGGAGCUACUGGUUCUGGGGGGCUACAGCCACCGUACUUAUGCCCCCUCCCACCUUAUCCAUGCCUACUGUCCUGGCCUGGGCCGAUGGCUCUGCCUGGGAACUCUGCCGAGGCCCCGGGCUGAGAUGCCUGCCUGCAUCCUGACGCUGCCCGCUGUGCAGCACAUAGCUUUGCUUCCCAUGCGGCACCAAACUAAACCUGCUGGGUGAAGUGGGAGCAUCGGUGGAUGCGGGGAGGAAGGGAUAAGAAACAUCAUGGAAGAAGGACAGAGAUGAUGCAGAGAAAGAGAAGGCCUUACUCAUGAUAGUAUUUUAUUCUAGCACAGUGCUUUACAACUCAUAAACCGCUUUUGUAUAUAUGAUCUUCACUGAGGAAAAGGUUCCAGAAUUCCUGGAGAAAGAGUGUUGGGGGAGGGGAGGCAGCUGAAUACCUAGAUAAGGAGAGGAGACCCAGGGGCAAGUCUACAAGGUUUAGGGACCCUGGCACGAUUUUUGCUGGGCAAAGUGCACUCUUCUGGGAAAACAGUGAAGAAGCAUCAGUACCAAGGUGUAGGGGCCAUGAGAGGACAGUUGGGAUAAUGAUUCUGACCAAUGGAAGAAGGAGAAGAACGUGGAAAGGACAUCUGUGGAAGAGUCGAGGGGUGUGGGGGAAGGACUGUAAUUGUUGCUUAUCUUUACUCUCCAAUCCCUGAGAUACCCAAACACUCAUGACAAUGUUCUUUCUCAGAUAACCUGUAGACCCAGUCUAGCAUUCCCUCAGCCAGACACCACAGGCUGCCCCUAAAAGCCUCUUGGUUUCCAAUCUGAGGGGAAGUUCCGUCUGGAUCGGGCACAGCGCAGGGGCCCGAGAUGCAGGAAGAUGAGGUGGGAGCGCCGCCCACGGGGAAGAUAAGGAGGGCAAAGAGGGAGGCGCCCGUGGUGGGAAAAGGAUGAAACAAGAUUUGAGGGCAUGUGGUAGAUGAAGUUAGGAGACUGACUGGCUUCUUUCCUUCCCUUUGGGGUGAAUCGAAGGAGCAGGAGGGAAACAGUACAGCUGCAGUGUGAGGUCUUAAGUUAUGAGAGGAAGUGGCAGAGAGAAGAGUGAGAGGCAGAGAAGCCCCACAAAAGUGGUUCUCCCCUCUCUCGCUUUCCUCCAGAGUUUGGGAAUCCAUUUCCCUUUUUCUCAGCCAGGGAAAGUUGAGUCAGAUGCUUCCUCUCUCUCUUCCUUCACCCUGCUUUUCCUUCCCUUUUUUCCCUCUCUUUUUUCUCCUCUCCUUUCUCCCUCACAGUUAUUAAUUAUCUACUAUGUGCCAGGUACUAUGUGAGGUACUAAAGAUCCAAAGGUCAGGGAGCUCCUGAUCAGCACACAAACUUGUAAACAAAUACAAGUUUUCUAGUGGACUUAGAGGGAUGGACACUUGCCUCGUAGCUCUCACGAGAGCCGCUUUCUCUUAUACCUCAUAGUUAGAGACAGGAGAGCUCAGAGGAUGGAGAAGGGAACUCUACCCAGCGGUGGCUUCUGUUAGGGAAAGCAUCAUCAGAUGGAUAUAGUUUGAACUGGAUCUUGAAGGCUGCCCAGAAACUCACCAGGCAGAAAAGGAGGAAGGCACUCCAGUCAGAGGAAAGAAGCAAGUUGGGUGGGUAGUGCCCUGUGUCUCCAGAGCAAAGGGGAAGUCAGUAUUCCAGGGGUUCUUCAGAGAGUUCUUCUGCCAUUUGCCAGCCUAAUCUUUUCUCUGGAAGCUUCCUGAAGACAAUGGCUUUCACUUAACAAUUGUAAGUUCCCUCCCUCCACAACUUCCCUAAACCUUUCCUGUCUGGUAUUUCCACUUCUGACCCCUGAGCAGCUUAGGGCAAAGAAGGGCCAGUUCUUUCCCUUUUCUAUCACCAUUGUUUAUUAAGGUUUUCAUGCUGCUAAAGGUGAGAGGAGGGAGGCCCCUUGCAUCUUUCUCCAUCUUGGUCUGGAGGGGCUUGACUUUUAUUUUUUUUGAGAUUUUCAUUAUUUUAAUAAGAUUGUUUUUUCUAUAUCUCUGUUUAGGAACAUAGUUGAAAAUGAGGAGGGGUAAGUAGGAUAUAUGAGAGAACAGAGAAGAAAGAUUAAAGAAGACAGGGAAGAAGGAAAUUGGAAGCACUGAGUAACUAUAAGGAUUGAGUCUUUAGGGUGAACUUCUGUGAACCUGUUCUUUGUGAUUUGUAUGCAAAGAUAGGCUUAAAUAAAGGUUUCGCCAUGAUUGAA
Camelus dromedarius (Arabian camel) is the source of this 4585-nucleotide messenger RNA. It is a transcript of the gene KLHL33, whose product is annotated as kelch like family member 33. NCBI's taxonomy places the organism in Eukaryota, Metazoa, Chordata, Mammalia, Artiodactyla, Camelidae. The transcript has 5 exons. The coding region runs from base 97 to 2583 and encodes 828 amino acids. The record is from RefSeq and is a predicted model, not a curated record. Gene Ontology annotation, molecular function: protein binding.